AUGGCUAUCGCCGACUCAUCAGAUCCUACCGAACAUGACCAUCCAUCCUCCUCCUCAGCUGCUGCUGCUGCUCGGCUGGCCCCAAGACGGAAACGGGUCUGGAAAGCGAACAAGAUAUUCCGCAAUCAACUCAAAUUCAUCGGACCUGGCAUAGUGGCCGCAGUAGCUUAUUGUGAUCCAGGAAACUGGGCAACUGAUUUAGAAGCCGGUUCCACAUUUGGAUAUGCCCACCUAUUCGUAAUUCUCUCGGCUUCGAUGAUGGCGAUAGUGCUUCAGGUUCUUGCAACCCGGUUGGGUUACGUUACGGGGAAAGACCUGGCACAGCACUGCAGAGCAAGGUUUUAUGAUCGUCCAACACACACGAAACUGUGGCGGUGGGCUUGUUUAUAUCCUCUGUAUGCUGUUUGUGAGGCUGGAAUCAUAUUUACCGAUUUAGCUGAAUUGCUUGGUUCCGCGAUUGCGCUCAAAAUGUUGAUUCCAAGAUUGCCGCUCUGGGUUGGCGUCCUGCUUACUUCAACCGACGUUUUCAUAGUCCUAGCCUUCUUCAAUUCCUAUCCAGAAAUCUCCAGUCGCAGCCGCCGUUCCAUGCACAUCUUCGAAUUCUCGGUCUCGAUACUCGUCCUGAUCGUUCUAGUUUCUUUUAUCGUCUUGAUCGUCAACGUCCAGCCAGAUUGGGGGGAUACUUUCCGAGGCUACUUGCCCAGUCGGACCAUGAUUGUCAAUGGCGGAUUGUAUCUUGCAGUCAGCAUAGUUGGCGCGACAGUUAUGCCUCACUCCAUAUUCCUAGGUAAGCAGAACAGCAGUCCAUUUUAUUCCCAGUGCUGCUCUCAAAACCAGUUCCAAGGUUGCAUUUCGGAUCGAUUAAAGCCUUCGCCUAUGGAGGAUAAAGAGACACAACUAGGGCGAUCACCUGACCCUAGCACUUCUCCAAAUCUCUCGCCCAUUCAACAAUCUGGCGAUCUGCCCUCCCUCCAAAUCGCUCGCGCAGCUGGCCUACGUUUGCACCAGACCUCACCCGUCAACGACUACGUCAGUUCCGUUGAACAUUGUAAAGCCCAUCUUGCGCACGCUAGCUUCGAUGUCGCCAUAUCCCUUUUCACGCUUGCUUUGCCUAUCAAUUCAGCUAUUCUCAUCGUUGCGGCUGCUGCGUUCUAUUACAGUGGAUCGGAUGGCCCCUCACAGGUGGCUGAUCUAGCAUCGGCUCAUCAGUUACUGACGAGUCGCGUUGGAGUCGGAUCAGGCUAUAUCUUUGCCAUCGCUUUAUUGGUGGCUGGUCAAGCCGCUUCUAUUACGGUCACCCUGGCCGGCCAGAUUGUCUCUGAGGGAUUUAUCGAAUGGCGCACUCGACCAUUCGUCCGAAGACUGGUCACCAGAUUAAUCGGAAUCGUUCCUUCUGCCAUUGUGGCUGCAUCCGUCGGACCGCAGGGCGUCGAUGACCUCUUGAUUGGAAGUCAAGUGGCGCUGAGUAUGGUUUUACCAUUUGUCGUUCUACCUUUGAUCAUCUUUACAUCAGAUCCACAGACGAUGACCAUGCCCAAUUACCACUCACUCCCCUCAGGAUCACCGAUCGGCUCUCCCACCACCACACAUCCUACUAAACCACCUGGCGAAAAUGAAAACGAAGGCUCGCUGGCGCUCAUGUCUUCAAAUGAAUCUACAUUUGAAAACAAUUUGGCCACCAAGAUCAUUGUUGGUCUCAUCUUCUGUAUUUGUUGCGUCGCUAACGUUUAUGCUAUUGUACAAUUAGCUCAGGGUAGGACUUGA
Puccinia graminis f. sp. tritici CRL 75-36-700-3 is the source of this 1764-nucleotide messenger RNA. RefSeq lists its product as uncharacterized. The record is from RefSeq and is a predicted model, not a curated record. Gene Ontology annotation, biological process: iron ion transport; intracellular manganese ion homeostasis. Bases 1 to 1764 code for a protein of 587 amino acids. NCBI's taxonomy places the organism in Eukaryota, Fungi, Basidiomycota, Pucciniomycetes, Pucciniales, Pucciniaceae. The transcript is spliced from 10 exons. Gene Ontology annotation, cellular component: membrane. Gene Ontology annotation, molecular function: manganese ion transmembrane transporter activity; cadmium ion transmembrane transporter activity.